CACGAAGCCUCAGUUAACCUUCGACCCCACAGUUCAGGAGAGACUGACUUUUACUGUAUUAAAUGAACGAUACAAGGGAAGAAGAUAUGACCGCAAAACUAAACUACAACAAAAAAAAUAGUCCUCACAGGCACAGCGAUUGUCUCAGGCUAUCCAAAGUCGUUAAAAGUCAUCCAGUCUGUUGAGUUGUAAUAAAUGAUUUCCGUUUGAAAAAUAUGUCCUGGUGGGAAAUUGCAUUUGUAACAAGUGGGAUUAUUGCACCCCACUGGGAUUUGUUUUCCUUAUAAAAAGUUUGGACGCAUGAGAAACAUUUGUUUUCCCACUGGUGGGAUAUUGCAGUAAAUAUGUAUAGACUUUUUUUGGGGGGAUAUUCAACAAGCUAAUUAUAAACCUAUAAUCGUUCAAAUUGGUUGUUGUUUGCAUAUCGCUUAACACGACAGUUUGCCAUGGUCCACUUGCUCCUGUUUCAUAAUGGCCUGCUGUACUGUACGGUCCUGUGCGCUCCCUGUGCCCCGGCGCCGCGGCCUGUCGCUUGUGGUCCAUCACCGAGCCGCGCUUUCCCGGUCGGGGGCCGCGCUAACGAGCUCCUCCUCCUCGUUUUGGGGAUUUACCCCGGGGCGCACUGACCACUGGACGCACCGAGGAGGCUCCGAGGAUUACUGCCAUGCAGCCGAGCGAGCCUCCAGUUAUCCGAGCUGACGCCAGGGGAUAUCAGGGUUAUGAGCUCUUUGGGAAAAAAAAACAAACUCCACUGGCAAGCACAGAGAAGACUGCGUACUGUUAAGUGAAAAUGUGAAUUCACUUCUCCAGCGGUGCCAAUUACGCACAGAGAUGCGCUAAGCUGGCACAUUCGUCAAGAAACAACACUACAAAAGCUGCAGGUGUAAUUACAGACGCUGUUGUUUCUUUCAUAUAGCUCUUUCAUUGAGGACCUGUAAUCUGGCUGUCACCAAUGACUGUCACCUACACAGCCAGAGUUGCAAACGCCCGUUUCUGUGGCUUCUCCAAGCUGCUUUUGGCCUGGAAAGGCAGCAUCUACAAGGUGUUAUAUAAAGAGUUCCUGGCUUUCUUUGCCAUGUAUACCGCCAUCAGCAUCACUUACAGAUUUCUCCUGUAUGAUGAUCAGAAGAGGUAUUUUGAAAAGCUGGCAAUUUAUUGCAACCACUACGCCAGUCUUAUCCCUAUGUCCUUUGUACUGGGUUUUUAUGUGACCCUGGUGGUGAACCGGUGGUGGAGCCAGUACACCAGCAUCCCUCUCCCUGACAGGCUCAUGUGCGUCCUGUCGGGGGGCCUCCAGGGGAGCGACGAGAGAGGCCGCCUGCUGAGACGAACCAUGAUGCGUUACGCCAGUCUGUCGGCCCUGCUCAUCCUCCGCUCUGUCAGCACGGCCGUAUUCAAACGUUUCCCCACCAUGGACCACGUGGUGGAGGCUGGAUUCAUGUCAAGAGAGGAACGGAAGAAGUUUGAGGGUCUACACUCUCCUUAUAACAAAUACUGGAUCCCCUGCGUUUGGUUCACCAACCUGGCUGCUGUGGCCCGCUGCGAGGGCAGGAUCAAAGACGAUCACACACUCAAACUACUGCUGGAGGAGCUGAAUGGGUUCAGAGGGAAGUGCAGCAUGCUGUUUCACUACGACAUGAUCAGUGUUCCCCUGGUCUACACUCAGGUUGUGACUUUGGCAGUGUACAGUUUUUUCCUGGUGUGUCUGAUUGGUCGCCAGUUCCUGGACCCCAAUCAAGGCUAUCCCGGUCAUGACCUGGACCUCUACGUGCCCAUCUUCACCCUGCUACAGUUCUUCUUUUAUGCUGGGUGGCUCAAGGUAGCAGAGCAGCUCAUCAACCCUUUUGGAGAAGAUGAUGAUGACUUUGAGACCAACUGGCUGAUAGACAGAAAUUUCCAGGUGUCUAUGAUGGCGGUGGACGAGAUGUAUGGAGAUCUUCCGAUGAUGGAGAGAGAUCGUUACUGGAAUGACUCCAACCCCAGACCCCCCUACACCGCCGCCACUCUCUUUGUCCUCCGCAAACCCUCUUUCCAGGGGUCCACUUUUGACAUGGCGAUUCCUAAAGAGGAGAUGCACUUCCAGCCUCUGGAGGACAUUGCUGAGAACCUGGAGGAGUCAGGUGGUCGUCACCCCAACAUGGACCUCUUUAACCGCCUACUCAGUGCGGCCCCUUCCCCCACUGGCUUUAUGGGAGGGGCUCUUCGUCGCACCUCAGCACAACUCCAGAGGCUACGCCACUCCCCCAGCAUUGACCAAUGCACCAGCGAUGAUGAUGAUGAUAGUGGUAAAAUAGGUAAAGGUGGGUCUCUGCCGUCAGGGCUGGAAACCCAGAGCACUGUGUGCAGUUUCUGGGAGGAGAAGACCGCCAGAACGCCUCUGCUGGAGGUUCAGUUUGCAGUGACGCAGGAGAGGCGAGAAGGGCAUCCUGCCGCCAAUAAGGAGGUGCGUAGAGUGGAGGGGAAGAGUGAUGAAGAGUGGCAGAUCAGGGAGGAAAGAGGGAAAGCGGAGAGUGCAAGCGAGGAGACCCAAACUCCUGUGUCCCUGCUUCCUUCUUCCCCUCAGUCCUCAAGGGAGAUGUCCACUCAAUCAGCCUCCGCCAUUCCCUUCACCUCCCGGCACCCCUCUGCCUUUGUGUUUCACCCAGCUGCCCAUUCCAGUCUGGAGCACUGCAGCUCCCAGCCGGCUAUCAACCAGAACAGAGCUCCCCCCAUCAUUCCAAAACCUCCCUUUUGUGGAAACAAAAUGUCCUUCCUCACUGUGCCGUCUUACAACGAACCUUCACGUUUUCGCAGUGUGAGCAUGGGAUCAGAGCUCACUGGGUCUUAGGUGGACAAUGGGUUGUGUGAAUGGGUUCCUAUAAACCUUUGGCUGUUUAAAACCAUAAUGCUCGAUUCAGUGCAUGUUUUCACAAGUGAAACUAGUCAUAGAUA
Messenger RNA from Sander lucioperca (pikeperch), 2931 nucleotides. It is a transcript of the gene best2, whose product is annotated as bestrophin 2. Gene Ontology annotation, molecular function: chloride channel activity. The transcript has 10 exons. The record is from RefSeq and is a predicted model, not a curated record. The coding region runs from base 953 to 2827 and encodes 624 amino acids. NCBI's taxonomy places the organism in Eukaryota, Metazoa, Chordata, Actinopteri, Perciformes, Percidae.